CGAGGUUAGAAAUUGCAACACACGAAGAAAUAACCACACCGAGUAGUCACAUAUCGAUACAGUUUCUACUGGAAACCGGGACAUCGCAUUAAGAUGGGAGCCAAGAGAAAAAGAAAGUUCCAAUGCAAUAUAUGUGCCAAGGUCUUCUUAAGUAUGCAAAGCUUGAAAAGACACAAAGAUUUUCAUGUGAAUCAUCGACGAGGAUUUAAGUGUGGAAAAUGUGCCAACUUCUUCAUGUCUAGCACGUUUUUAAAGAAACAUCACUGUAAAAGCCUUUCCUGCUCACGUGAUCAGUCAGAAAAAGGUAACGAGGAGAACCUCACACCAGAGAAAGUCAGUCCACCAGUUACCCAGACACAUGACCAUCCGCAAAUUUUCAAAUGUGGAUUCUGCCAAAGUUGCUUCGUUUCACAGAAAGUUUUGAACCAGCAUAUGGCAAUAACUUCUGCUGAACAACAUCAUAGAUGUACAGAAUGUACGAAAAGAUUCUACUGUGCGCAGCAGUUUCACGAACAUUUUCAGAUUCAUAAUACUGUGCACAAGGUGUGUUACGUGUGUGGAGAAGUUCUAAGGGAAGACGAGGAAGUCUUUAAACGUCACGUGUUAUCCCAUGCCGAAGUUGAAGAACAGAACUGCAAUCAGUGUGUGAAGAAGUUUUCAACUGAAAGUGAUUUAGAGAAGCACGAAAAAGAACGCAUUCCUAGCAGCAAGUCGAAUGUACCUCAUCAAAAUGAGAUGGACAUAGACUGCGAGGAAACGGAUGUUACCGAAAGUGCAACAAAGAAUGAUAAAGGAAUAUUUACAGAUCAAGACGUACUGCGACACGUACACCUCGACUUCAGCACAUCCCCCACUUCCAAGUCCGGGAGGAUCUUGGAGUUAGAAAAGGAAGUGACAGAUAUGGGUGACUCGCCAACGCCUACCAGACGAAGCGCUCGCACACCUCGACCAUCUGCUAAAAAGCUUACACAUGACAAAAUGGAAGAAAAUGAAUUAUUAUGUAAAAUUUGCUUGAAUGUAUUUUCAAACAAAAGUUCUUUCAAAAAGCACAUGUUGGAUCAUGUAAGUGAAAAAAACACGCAGUGCAAAAUCUGCAGUAAGACAUUUAAGCGUAGCCGAUACCUGAAUGACCAUAUGAAAUUACACCUCGGACAGGAACCCCAUAAAUGCCAUAUCUGUGGUCUAAACAUCAAAUACAACCCAUCAAAUUUUCGUCGACAUAUGAGAAAACAUUCAGGGAACCGAGAAUUUGGUUGCAAUAUUUGUGCUAUGUCUUUCUAUAGAGCAGACGACCUCCAAAGUCACAUAAAAACACACUAUAAACAGUGCAAGCAUGUUUGUACAACAUGUGGCAUUGGGUUUUCUACACCAUAUAAACUUACCGAGCACACGCAGAGUCACGACCUAAACACUGAUACUCCUUGCGACAUGUGUGACAAAUCCUUCGUCAGCAAAACACAGUACCAUGACCACUGCAGUCGUGUACACAGGGGGCAGUUCAUGUGCAAAUUAUGUGGCAUAACAAUGAAGUCCAAAUACUGGUUUGAGAAACACAAGUUAGAGUAUCACUUAUCAGAGGUAGCAGAAUGCAGUUUAACGGAUAACAGAGAAGAAGAGAAGAGCGGUCAUUUGAGUGAUAUUAAACGGGAUAACGACAACGACCAGGCAUUAAUAACGCAACUGGAAGAUACAGAGGAAAAAAGUUUAGAGAAAUCAUUCCAGGAUGCAUUGCAAUCUAAAGAUAGUACAUAUGAGGAAACGAGUGACGGGCAAGGAGAAUCAAUUACGUCAGUACCUGAACUAGGCACUGAUAUACUACCUGUACUACCUAAAUUAGAACCUGAAGAGUAUGCUGAAGAUUUGAAUGUUCGUUUUCAAUGUAGAUUCUGCUACAAGGUAUUCGCCAGCAGUGGUAAUCUCAAGCGCCACGAGAAUGACAUUUGCGAGGAAACUUUGUCAAGUAAGGUGACUCUCGACAAAAGAAAGACUACAUAUCAGAAGAAAAUCAAACAGCAGAAGAAAACACCGACGAAGCUCCUUGGGAAAAACCUGCAAUGUCCAGAAUGCUCGAAAAAAUUCAGCCGCCGUUGUGACUUAAAACUUCACGCACGUGUUCACGCCGGAAUUAAAAAUUACGUUUGCGAAAUAUGUAGCGCCUCCUACUUCUCGGUAAGCAAUUUGAAUAGACAUAGAGAAGUCCACAACAGUCAGUCCAACAAUGUUUGUCACGUGUGUGGGAAAUCUUUCGCUUGUAGAAACUACCUUUUCACGCAUAUCAGACGCAUACACGAGACCGACAGUAGCACUCUUGAGAAGUUUAAAUGUGAUUCAUGCUCCAAGUAUUUCACUUCCUACUCCAACUAUAAGCGCCACCAGAGAAUCCACACCGGAGAGCGACCCCACAAAUGUAAUGUUUGUAAUAAGGCAUUUCGUCGCACAGACGACCUUGCUGUACACGCAAAAAUACACUCUUCAGUUAAACCGUUCCAAUGCGAAAUAUGCAACAAAAGUUUCAAUCAGCGUCAUAACUUGAAGAAACAUUUGAAAAGACACGAUCAAGGUUUGAGACGGAUCUAUCGAUGUCCGAAGUGUACUAGGACCUUUCGUCAACAGAAGGCCUUUGAAAGGCAUUUAUUAAGUCAUGAAAGUAUCGAGGAAGAACAUGAAGGAGAAACACAAAGGUAUGUUAAUGGUGAAACUGCGGUAACCGGCAAGACUACACCUGCCCAAUCAGCCACCACCGACGACACAGAGUACUCGCGAACAGCUCAUGCCAUAGCAACAGCCAUUUCGUCAAUUCAGUAUCAAGAGGCUGGCAAACAGAUGUCUGCAGAACCGAAUCAAUCCACUGUUUCACAAGGACCGGACGGCAGACAGGUAAUAAUCGUCCUGCCAAGUGGCACGGUAGCGCCAUUUCAGUGUAGCCUCUGUAAACAAGAGUUCCCAGAAAUCGUUCAGCUUGUGAAUCACAUGGUGGAACAUGAUUAGAGGAUAAAGAAGACAUUGUUAUCAUAGAUCGGAGAUGUAACACAUGCAAUAGAACUUGUUUGCCUUGUAUUUCGUUCGAUGUACCGAACAGAUGUUUCGUUAAACAUCCUUAAUGUACUAUUUUGCUAUAAACAUAUAUUUUGAAGCAUAGCGUAGGUGAAAUUUGGCUAUAUUGCUAUAAACGAUUAUAUCUUUGCAACUAUGCAUUGGAUAUUACUGAUAUUUGAUUGGAAGCUUCAGGGGAAGUGAACAAUCCCGUAGGGUGCUUAGUGGCGGGGCCCAACAGAUAAUACUAACCAAAUUCAAAUCCUUCUUCUUCUGUAGGAAAACAAAAUAUUAUACAUAUACAUAUAUAUGGGUUAGAAGCAUGCUUGGGGUAAGGGGCCUUUUUAGUAUAAAUAGAGGAUGUGAUCCCUAUGGGACUGAGAAGAGGGACCCAGUGCGUGAUAAUAGCAAAUUAUUUUAAUUUCCGAUCAACUUGUCUACACUGAUAAAUACUUAUAUAUACACUUGUAUAAUGCGGGUAUUUUAUUGUUCUUUCAUCGUUGACUAAUAAAAAUGUCAAUUAGAAGUAGUAAACACAAUGUAAGACAGAUAUCAGAGGCGGAGAAAAGUCAGGACCGCGGGGAAUUAACUUCAAACCAGUAAAGCUAGAAGUUAAUAAACGGAAUCGUCAAAUUAAUGUUUUACAUUGUAGUUACAUCAUGCUCAUUUGUGAUUUUAACUUUAGCUCUCUGUGUAAGGAAACACGAGCGCUUGGUUGUGAAGCAACCAUUCAAGAUAUAACCAACUUUAAGUUUAAGAAUCGGUCACAUGAUUGAUUUCAAAUAAAUCGACAUAUAAUUUUAUUUACUGACAUACACUAAUACACAUUUAAACAUCUGCAUAAUACCAUGUAUAUCAUAUAAACACCCUGUUUUACUUAUGUAAUGAGAAUUAUGGAAUUCCAUUGCAUGCCUGUGUUUUUAUAUAUUCUCACCUUCUAAAUCAGUGUUCCUGGUUGAUAUGACAAUCAAACAUGACCAGGUGGAACACGGACAGUGACAGGUAUUCCCUAUAUUUGUUGUUAAAUGAUCAGACUAUAAUCUUAACCAGAUGGAAUGAUGUUGUACAACGUCCUGCCUUGAUAUAAUUUGCAUAUUAAUAUUCUGAGUUUUAAACAAUAUUAAACCAUCCACUAUGUU
Molecule: messenger RNA, 4172 nt
Organism: Ylistrum balloti
Lineage: Eukaryota; Metazoa; Mollusca; Bivalvia; Pectinida; Pectinidae
Product: zinc finger protein 595-like
Exons: 2
Coding region: 94-2988 (964 amino acids)
Biological process (GO): regulation of transcription by RNA polymerase II
Molecular function (GO): RNA polymerase II cis-regulatory region sequence-specific DNA binding; DNA-binding transcription factor activity
Source: RefSeq, a predicted model, not a curated record